This is a messenger RNA of Microthlaspi erraticum, 930 nucleotides long. The record is from the annotation of a GenBank genome assembly. NCBI's taxonomy places the organism in Eukaryota, Viridiplantae, Streptophyta, Magnoliopsida, Brassicales, Brassicaceae.
AUGGCGACGAAGUCAAAAUCUCUCUCAGCACGCCGGUCCUUGCCGCGCACUCCCGCCGGAGCUAUGCCAGAACCUAAUUUCUCGACGCGUACUCGCUCUGGAUCUUUGCCGAAACCUAAAUCCUCGCGGCGCACUCGCUCCGGAGCUAUGCCGGAACCCAUUUCCUCGCCGCGUACCUGCUCCAGAUUUGUGCCGGAACCUGAUUCCCCUCAAGGAACCGACGGGAUUCCCCAGACUCCGUUUUCAUUCGGUGUCUUAACUCCCAUCGCCGGAACCCUAAAAUCCGUCUCCUUAUCCGAUUGGUGGCUAACGAAGAAGGCAAAUGUGAAGAAGGGUCUCUGCGUUUCAGGAUUCGAAUCGAAACGCGGAUCUGAAGUGAGGCUAUUUUCAUCAGGAGCGAUCUCAAAACGACAUGAUUGUAACACUCUCGAGACAUUGGAUGGGAUUGAAGUUUGUAUCAGCGGAUUCAUCAACCGAUCGCGUAGUUUGCAGAACGGAGUCUCGCCUGAGGUUUGCAAUCGUUUUCUUCUAGGGUUUCCGUAUAACUGGGAUGAUAACGAUGAAGAAUCAGUAGAGGAGAAGAAAGGUUUGAACUUUUCGUUUGAUGAUGUUCCUGUGAAUCGGUUUCAUGAUCUUCUACUGAGCUCUUCUUCUUCUUGCCUGAAAAAUAAGAUCUUUGAUGAUGUAGUUGAGAGUUUAAGAGACUUAGUUUCUCUUCCUCCUAGUACAGAGAAGAAAUGUGAGGAAUCAGAGAAGGAAUGUGAGAAACCAAGAGUGGGUCAUGAUGAUGAGAGUGUGGUUCCAAAAGUUGUGGGAGUGAAGACUAGAGGUAUGAUGAAACGGAGAGAAGACAAUGAAGCUUCAAUUGGUGAAAGAGUUCACAAGACAGUGUCUAAGAAGAAGAGAUCAAGAGAGAAGAGUAAAAGGUGA